Strongylus vulgaris is the source of this 602-nucleotide messenger RNA. The record is from the annotation of a GenBank genome assembly. Lineage: Eukaryota; Metazoa; Nematoda; Chromadorea; Rhabditida; Strongylidae.
AUGGCUGCUGCUAUUGCUUUGAAGAAUUUUAUACGAAAGAAUUGGAGUGAAGCCCCAGAGGUUGAUCUCAGCAAUGAAGAGGAAGAGGAGAUUCGACAAUCAGUGCUUCAAGGGAUGUUUCUUAUUAGAGGGAAUUUGCAAAAUCAACUUUCUCAUGCGGUGCAUUUAAUGGCUAAGCGAGAUUUCCCGGAGCGGUGGCCAUCGCUGGUACCAGCUCUGGCCGAACAGUUGAAGGUAGACGACCUUGGACGGUUAGUAGCAUCUUUACUUGCGAUGGACCAACUGUUCAAAAAAUUUCGUUACGAGAGCAAGUCAACUGCUUUGUGGACUGAGCUGAAAUCGUGCUUGUUAACGGUACAAGAACCUCUCACUCGCGUAUACGCUAAGAUGCUUGAGUUUAUUCCACAAAGAAAUACGAUGUCCGCCGAAUCCUUAGUUCAAUGGCUAGAGAUCUUAUGCCUUGUCAGCAAAGUAUUCCAUUCCCUAUGCUUCCAAGAUUUACCCGAAUACUUUGAGGUGAAUGCUUAUAUUGUCAUAAGAGGAGUAAAUGAAUUUCUCGUUUUGAUUUUAAAUUAUACUUCAAAGAGGAAGAAUAAAUAGAG